This is a messenger RNA of Haliotis rubra (blacklip abalone), 4153 nucleotides long. RefSeq lists its product as uncharacterized. NCBI's taxonomy places the organism in Eukaryota, Metazoa, Mollusca, Gastropoda, Lepetellida, Haliotidae. The transcript has 9 exons. Bases 161 to 1315 code for a protein of 384 amino acids. The record is from RefSeq and is a predicted model, not a curated record.
UGUACAGCUCACUGAAGAGAAAAUAGUGCGGGACUACUUUUGUGACGUCACUGUUGAGCAGGUAGAAGCGGGACAGAGAUAGCGUGCGUUGGAUGUUGAGCAGGAAACAUGUCGGGAAUUAUUAUAGCAGCGGUUUGUGUUUUAUUCGCAGGCAUUAGCCAUGCACAAGAUAACCCAUCAUUUGACGAUGCCGGACCUAAUUAUAUCAAGGAAGGAGAUGAAAUUAACUUGUCCUGCACAACGACAGCAGAUGUGCAGUUCAUGGCCUCCAAGCAGCUGGCUAUUGUCCACAAAAAACCUAGCAACUGAAGCCACAACCAUCAUUUCAGAACAAGAGAGUCUGUUAGCCGCUAAUACAGAUAAUUAUGUCAUCAAGCUUGAAAUGAUACCCAUUGUGCGCGUCACUCUCAAAAUAAAAAAAGCAUCUGCAGCUGAUGAUGGUGAAUACACCUGCCGCACCCAGAAGACUGGGACCAGUGAUGCUCUGGAGUCUGCCACCAAGCAGGUCGUCUUUGUUGCUCCUGUAAGUGAAGUCAAGCUGACAGUUAACGAUGAGGUAAAAGCUGAAGGAGAUACUAUAGAAUCAAAGCCAGGAACAUUGACGGUGAACUGCGAGGCCAUGGGAUCCAACCCUGAACCUUUAAUACAAGUGAUGGUAGGAGACCAGAUGAUUGAGACCGGUACAGUUAACUCCAUCAUGGACAAAGAAGGAAAUACAGAGAGACGGUCGUUCAAGUCUGCAGUCACCUUUGAGCUGGACUUUGAUCACAGUAUGUUUGAAAAAGCCCUCAAGUGCCAGGCGAAACCUACCUUACCAGAUGAUGUGACCCCGCCAAGCCCAGCAGAGAUGGCAGUCAGCGUCAAUCUUAAAGGAAUCGUAGACAAACCAGUGAUUUCAUGCCACAACAAUACUGCAGGCCUCAACGACCGCCGAGUGACCCUCACAUGCUUUGUGUCCAAGGUCCCAAAAGUGAAGUCAGUCAUGUUUAAUGUCGGUAACAGGCACCAACUGUAUCCUGGCAACCAGACAGAAUCUCUCACAGAAGUCAUACAAAAGGGUUACAAUGAUACUCAUGAUGAAGUGAUACUGAAGUUCUACGAAAUGAAGGAAUGGCAUUUCUCGGCCAACAUCUACCUUGAUGUCAAGACAUUUGACAAUCAGGUUUUCCAGUAUCCAGUGUACUUGUUGAAAGGCGAUACUCCAAGUGAAAAGGACGUUUCACCUGCUGGAGUGAAUGGUGCCACUUCCCUGUCAGGGGCCAUAACUCUGUUGGCGGUAUGCCUGCUCGCUGGACUGCUUCAGAAGGUGUUAUGAACAUCUGAGAUUAUGCAACAAAUUUAGGACAGUACUAAGAGUAGGGAAUAAGAAGCUGCAGGUGCUGAAGAGGCAAAAGCAAGACCAGAUCAACUUGACCUCCCCACCACUCACAGCCUGCAGACAGCUGAUGAUAUUAACUGGCUGUAUGAUAUAUCAAAAGUUUGCUGAGAAAACCUCAGGCAGUUUGGGCAGAUGAUAGUCAUAAAAUGUUUAGUGUGAAAGUUUGCUCUCGAAAUGUUCCAGUUUGAAGAAGAUGAAUCUUUCAGAACGUCAAGCCUAUUUGGAAAAUAUUUCUUGCCAGUGUCUUACUAUAGGCUGCUUUAUUACAAUUCAGAUCACUGUUGUUUUAUAGACUUUGAUUCCAGACAGUCUAAGAUCAUAAUUAUCUUUCCAUCUCAGCAAUAAUAUUUAAGUUGUGAUGGACUUUAAGUGUUAAAUGUUGUUGCCUGAAAUCCAGAUAUAUGUUAAGUGUAAUUGAUUCAGGGAAGACAACACUUUGAUAAGCAAGACAUAUUCCACUUUCUUCAUCGGCCUUUCUAAUUUUGAAGACCCAUGUUUUUGUAUGUACAUGUUCUAAAACUGUUACCUGUAUCGACUUAAGAAGUACUUCUACCUGUAUUGUGUUGAAUGCAUUACGUCAUAUUUCAGUUCAUCCACCUGUUUGGUGGUAUGUACUUUUCAUACUUAUGUUCCUCAGCAUGUGUUGUGUAGGUAUGUUACCUUCUUAAUUAAAUUUGUCUCCCUUAGUUUACUGUCUAGCGGCCUUUCUGUUACUCUUGUAAUUAUUCCUACCAGUUCCUUUGAUACAGGUUUUUACAGCCUGAGUUUUGCCGUGUAAGUAUUGACUAACGUAUGAGUUUACUGCUUCUGAUGUACACACACGGAUUUCAUUGUUCAUCACAAUAUUCGAACCUAGUAAUCAACACUUGCGUGUGGUCCUCCGACUUGGGGUUGGCUGUUUGUAAGCUUAUGUGAUGAAAUGUUUGAUGCACAGCAAUAAUAUACAGUAUGUAUGUCGUUAUAUAGUGUACCAACUUAGUUAUAACAUAUUGUAUGUUUGACCAAACUGUGCUGCAAUACGUGUAUAUAUUCCACAGUGAUUUAUUUGAACCACAUGGUAAUGUCCAUCACAUGCAAGUAUCCCCACUUGUCGCCGGACCAGGUAGUAUUCAAUAGCCUGAGCACAAUUUGCAUAAUUCAAUCAUAAUUUCUAUUCAAAUUUUGUGGAGACCCCUUGCGCUUGUGCCGACAGUUUCCUCCCUAAACGUUGAGGGUAUUCUCUUCCUGCCACCCUUCAGUUUCCACCCCAAUGUUUUGGAUGCCCAUCGCCUAUCCUCCACCCCAAUGUCCCACCCCCCCAUCCACAUCCUACCAUAAAUGCGUCUUUCUCUCCCAUUAUCCCUGCCCAGAACAACCCAUUAAAAUGUUAAGAGUUGUAAAUUUAUUUUUCUACCUGUCCCUACCUAAUACACAACCCUUUUCAAACCCCCCACCCCCCUGCCCUGUCCUCAUGCCCCCAUGCCCAAACCUCAACAUAUACUCAACUAAGGGCACACUCGAAGGGCAUUUCAUUGUUGUGUUAUGUGUACGUUUAAGAAGAAUGCUGUAUUUAUGUACACUAUUUUGCCUGAAAGGAAAUUGUUUUGUAUAAUCAUGUACGGCCUCGCCUUGGACAAGUGCUAUUAUAGAACUAGAGAAUACAGAGCCACACACAUGCAAUCUACCUCUAAUUCCAUGGGGAAGUGUGGCACUGGUUACAACAGUGGGAUACCAUGUAAUAUUUGUAUGCAUGUUGGUCUGGUGUGAUGCUCAUUGUACAGAUAGAUAGUCAUUGUAACUGUGGUAUACAACAAAAGUUAUCUCCCUUUCACUGGCGUACACGUACGUCCUAUUUUGAUAUGUAAUCUUUUCCUUUAUGCAAAGUUCAUACAUUCCAUUCCCUUACAGGACUAAUGCAGCUCAUUGUCCAUAGUUGGAUUACAGUGGAAGGGAGACAACUCUGGGUGUAGCAACAUUGGGUGAUUAGUAUAAAACUACUUUGAAAGAAGCCAGCUGAACACCCCUGGCAGUCAGUGGGCCACACAUUUUGGGGAGUUUAUCGUGUGCUUUUUAUAGUUUUAAGAAUCUUUCGUGUAUUCCACAACGAUGUAUACUUCAUGUGACUCACGGAUAACUACGAACAAUAUCUUAUGUACCUGGCUUUGUAGUCACUUUUUAGAAAACAAAACACUAGUUUUACAGUUUCUCUCUGGCUUUAUUAUUUCAUGCGUCUUAAAGGGUAAAUGCUAAGCAACCUCUUUCCCAUAUCCAGCGGUGUGGAGUUGUAAAAUUUAUUAAAAUACUCAGAAAAAAAAGACUUUGGCCCAGGAUGACCCUAACAAUAAUACUAUUGUUUAGUAUUUGGGAGAUAAAUGUAGAAAUACAAAAUGGAGGCACAAAGUCUUGUUUGAUGGAAGAUAAUAUUUUGUAUCUCUUUUGUAAACGUGCUGGGCCAACUGGACUCCACAGUUGGUUAUACAAUGACGGAUCCUUGAUCAUUGGGGAGAUAGGAGUGUUCACUACUGCAACGCCAAUGCUGGUCUGUGUACAGGGUGACGUAGGUGCACAGUGAUGUUGCCUGUGACUCCUCCCAUGUUGGCGUGUACACUGGGGACAGGUGCUUGCAAGAGUGGAUGUGAUGCUUAGAGGUUGUGGCAGGUUUGAACAAUCCGCACCAUUGUAAAUUUUACAACGACUGUGAUUGGCCAAACCCUAACUUGUAGAUUCAUCUAGACUAUUGCUGUCUUCUGUUGUCAUAGACACAUCAUGUUGUAAUAAAGAUUUUUACAGCUUUCA